AUGGUCGACGCUACCGUUCUCCUCGUGCUCCGAAUCAUGACGGCGCUGUCGUCGCUCAUGGUCUCGCUGAGCCCCGCCUUCUCCAUCUACAAGAUCUACCAGAACAAGACCGUCGGCAACAUCUCCAUCGUCCCGUUCGUCUCGCUGCUUGGCAACGCCCAUAUGUGGUGCUUGUACGGAUAUUUCUGCGGCAACUUCUUCCCCGUGGUCGUCUCGUUCGGCUUCGGCGACUUCGCCGCGCUCACCUACAUCGCCGUCUACUACAAGUUCGCUGAAGACCGCAAGUACGUGCUCCAGAUCUUCGGUGGUGCAGCCUCCGACUACGCGGGUAUCAGCCGCGUCCUCGGUUACAUGGGCAUCAUCGCUGCCGUUAUCCUGUAUGGAGCACCGUUCGAGAAGGCUCUGUUCGUACUGCGCAACAAGAACGCAGCACCCAUUCAGCUCCCGAUGGUCAUCUGCGGUGCAACCAACAACGCGCUGUGGGUCAUCUACACGCCGCUGGACAGCAACUGGUUCAUAUUCAUCCCGAACGCGAUCUGCGUCGUGCUCGGCUUCGUGCUACCGGUGCUGCUGCUCAGACCACCAUUGACCUGCCCGACGACGACAUCGCCAUCCAGAUCGUCAUUUCCCCCAAAUCCGAGAUGCAGGGCAAAGUGGCGAGUGCGAGCCCGAGCUUCCAGCCGAUGCCGUCGCCUCUGCUCCCGCUCAGCCGCGAGAACUCGUUCCAACUGA
This is a messenger RNA of Phytophthora sojae, 732 nucleotides long. RefSeq lists its product as hypothetical. Gene Ontology annotation, molecular function: sugar transmembrane transporter activity. Bases 1 to 732 code for a protein of 243 amino acids. The record is from RefSeq and is a predicted model, not a curated record. NCBI's taxonomy places the organism in Eukaryota, Oomycota, Peronosporomycetes, Peronosporales, Peronosporaceae. Gene Ontology annotation, biological process: carbohydrate transport. The transcript has 3 exons. Gene Ontology annotation, cellular component: membrane.